AUGCCGCCAAAGAAGAAGGGUGGCCGGGCGAGCACCCAAGGCGCGACGCCGGCGCGAGACGACGAUGCUAUGGAUGUCGACACACCGGCGCAGACCCCAACAGCCCCGGCGGCACCCCAACCUCCAAAACCAGUUACCGACCCAUGGACCGACGACCAGAUUGCAUCGUUAUUCAAAGGGGUCAUCAGGUGGAAGCCGGCAGCUAUAAGCGAACACUUGAGAAACCACGGCUUCGACCCCGACAUGUGGCCGCACACACGGAUUCCAGGCAUUUGGGCCAAGCUGGGCGAGUUCUACAACCUCGAGGCUAUCGACGAGCGGGAAAAUAACAUGGACCCGCCAGACGAGGAAGGCCAACCGAGGCGAUACAACGACUUCAGCCUGCCAUGGGACGAGUACGGCGAUGUGAUACUAGAGAGGGCGCGUGCGCACCCGAGCGAGGCGCCAACCAGCCCGGCUCAGUGGGACCCGAAUGCGCCUCCCGCGGAUACCAAGAAGCGGAAACGGGGCGCUGCUGAAUCGAAUUCCAGAGCUCGCAGUAGUACUGUUGAGGAUACUGAGAAUGAUACGCCGGCGAUGAGCCCGACGAGAAAGCCGGGAAGAGGAGGGAGGGCUACGAAGCGGACGUCUAGUAGAGCGCGCAAAGUCAAGGAAGAGUCUUCGUCCGAAGCGGAGAGCGCCGAGGAAGAACAAUCGGAAGAAGAGGACGAAGAGGAAGAGGAGGAAGAGACAGGCACACCGGCUUCCACCAAGGGUGGACGGGGAGGAGGAAGAGGACGUGGCGGGGGCAGAGCGAAAAAGCGUAAUGUUUUUGACGAUGUGCGCCGCUCUUCUCCGGGUCUUAAUUCAAAGGCGCCUACCCAUGUUUCCAAACGAGAGAUCGACCACAACUUCAGCAAAGCCCACCGCAUUGUUACGACAAGUAUUUUGCCCCUCGUCGAACAGUAUGGCGAGCAUUCGCGCUCAGUAUGGGAGGCCACAAAGUUUUGGAAACAAUUCUUUGAAGCCUCCGCCAACGUUUCGCUGUCGGGAUACGAAGACUUAGCUGGGGCCGACGAAAAUAGCGCAAUAACUGGCGACGAAAGUACAAUUCACCAUCAGACCGCCGAUUACACACCACGCCGUCGUAGCACCGGUGACCACGAUGUCUCCAUCGCAACGGACCAGUCAUCGGCCAUGUACCACGGAGAUGACACCCAUCAGGAGGAGUCGGCUCUCGGCGGCGACGACGACGACGACUUGACGGGCAGCACCCCACGCCCACCCGCAACCAAGACCCUCUCUGCCCGCCCGCAAUUUGCCAUCUCCUCCCCCUAUGAGAUGGUGAAGCGCGAAUACGAUAACGAAAGGCGCACCCCCGUCGGCGGUAGCUGGACACCGGACGAACCUCCCCCCGGGGCAGAGGAAGAAGAGGACACCGAGCUGCUCUUUCAGCAGCAUACCGCACGGCUCCCCAACAUGUCCAUGACCCCGCGCGGCUCGCCCGACGUCCGCGGCCUGGGGUACGGCGACGAAGAGGACGAAGACUUGGAGCUCCGCGGUGGCAGGGGUCACAACAAGAAUAACAACAAAGACCCCCUGUUGCAUCGCAUGCUCGACAAGAACUACCGCAUUGCGGCCACACCACACAAGGGCGGCACGGCCACGGGCGUCUCGCCGAUCAAGUGGAAACCCGGAGAUGUCGUUCCGCAGCUCCGAAGCGCCGUCUUCAUGUCGCCGGCGCGUGCGGUGUACAAGGCCAAGGGGAAGUGCAAGGCGCCAGCUCCUGCGGCCACCGGUCUGAGGUCCCCCGGCGUGAGCGUGCAGACGCCGGCCACGGGGCGCAAGACUAAGGAUGUAUUCGCCACUACUGGGAAGCAAGGGGCUACUUCGUCAAAGUACGAUGACGAGAUUACGUGGGACAGCGACAGCGACGGGUUUGGCGGGAUGAGCCCGCCGAAGACGAUACAGUUUGCGAUGCCGCCGUCGAAGUUGCUGCAGACGCCAGCAGGUGAGGAUCUGGAUGACCCGUCCGAGUACAGCCCGACCGUGGUCAAGAUGAACCAGGAUAUUUUGGACGAUACCUUCUAA
This is a messenger RNA of Chaetomium globosum CBS 148.51, 2070 nucleotides long. RefSeq lists its product as uncharacterized. Gene Ontology annotation, cellular component: mitotic spindle; H4/H2A histone acetyltransferase complex; DASH complex. NCBI's taxonomy places the organism in Eukaryota, Fungi, Ascomycota, Sordariomycetes, Sordariales, Chaetomiaceae. The record is from RefSeq and is a predicted model, not a curated record. The transcript has 7 exons. The coding region runs from base 1 to 2070 and encodes 689 amino acids. Gene Ontology annotation, biological process: regulation of DNA-templated transcription; attachment of spindle microtubules to kinetochore.